Microplitis mediator is the source of this 1753-nucleotide messenger RNA. Its product is annotated as speckle-type POZ protein-like A. The coding region runs from base 627 to 1658 and encodes 343 amino acids. The transcript is spliced from 2 exons. NCBI's taxonomy places the organism in Eukaryota, Metazoa, Arthropoda, Insecta, Hymenoptera, Braconidae. Gene Ontology annotation, molecular function: ubiquitin protein ligase binding. Gene Ontology annotation, biological process: regulation of proteolysis; proteasome-mediated ubiquitin-dependent protein catabolic process. Gene Ontology annotation, cellular component: cytoplasm. The record is from RefSeq and is a predicted model, not a curated record.
UUUAUCCGUAUCUCUAUUACAUCCACGGAAAUUUUAUCCGUAUUUCUAACUAUUGCCGUUUAGAGACACGGAUUCCUUCCGUGGAAGGUGCCAAAAGCAGCACGGAUUUAUUUACGGAAAUAUCUAGGGAUAUUUUUAAAGUCACGGAAAUUUUCCGAUUGAAGGAAAAUGCAUCCGUAUCUCCAUUACAUCCACGGAAAUUUUAUCCGUAUUUCUAACUAUUUCCGUAUUGCCGCUUAGAGACACGGAUUUCUUCCGUGGAUGGUGCCAAUAGCAGCACCGUAAAUGUUCUCCCACUUUUCUGUGCGCAUGCGCUGUUCAUAAAUGUUCGGUGGUGGGGGCAAUUUCCGAGGUGUAUUCUCUUACUGGAACCACUUUAUACACGAAGUUUCUUAUGAGCGCUUCACUAACGGUAUUCUCUACUUCAGUCUUAGUCAGUUCAAGCCGGACAACAGUCGUCAUUACAUCGUUUUACAUUUAUUAUUUAUUAUUAAAUAAACUGUUCUACUAAUAAGCAUAAUAAAAUAAUUAAAAAAUUCUUAUUUGAUAACGUAGUUCGCAAUAAAAAUAAGUGAUUUGAAAAUUUUUAAAUAUUUAUUGUGUUGAGGGUUAAAAGAUUAUUUAAAAUGGAAAGAGGUUAUACUACGAUAAGUGAAAAUAAUAUCGUUUUCAAAUGGAAGAUUGAUCAAAUUGAUUUUAUCAUCACUAGUCAAACUGAUUUGACUUUUAAUUCUUCUGAAUUCUCAUCAAGAUCUAAAGUCAAAGACAGAUGGUGUCUUAAAUCAAUCUUUGAUUCUACAGAAUAUGUAGACUUUUACUUGUGUUUAAAAAGUGAUCAUCACGAUUUGAAAACAAAAUUUUCAUUUUUUCUUUUGGAUAGUAAGAAAGAAAAAGUUUAUAUCGCAAAGUAUCAAGAACUUUUCAGUAAAGGAGAAAGAAAGUGUUAUUCUUUAGGAAAACAAAAUUUACUGGACAAAAAAAAUCGAAAUUUACCUGGAGAUACUUUGACAGUGGGUAUUGAUCUUACUGUGUAUGGCAGCCCUAUUACAAUUUCCACAAAAUUUGAAUUAAAUAUUCCAAAACGUCCAAUGGCUCAUGACUUCACAGAGAUUUAUAACUCUGGAAUCGGCAGCGAUGUUGUUAUAAAUGUGGGCGAUACUAAUUUUGAAGCUCACAAAAGCAUUCUGAUGGCGCGAAGUCCUGUUUUUGCCGCAAUGUUUUCUCAUGAUAUGAUUGAGAAGAAAGAAAGUAAAAUAUCAAUAUCAAUACCAGACAUUACUCCAAGGGUAUUCGAAAAAGUCCUUGAGUACAUUUACACCGAUAAAGUAACUGGUCUGGAUGAAAUUAAUGUUGAUUUAUUAAAAGCUGCGGACAAAUAUCAACUACGAUCACUUAAAAAUAUUUGUCAGGAAUCGCUUGGUAAAAUUUUGACUCUCGAAAAUGUAGUUUAUUUUAUGGCUUUAGCUGAUUUGUAUAACGCCACUCAUCUGUUUAGAUUUACAACUAAUUUUUUGGUUUUAAAUAUAGAAAAUGUCAUUGAUAAUCUGGAUUUUGAAGAAUUAGAGAAAUCACAACUUUCUCUAGCAUUGAAACUGAUGAAAGGAUUCAUUUUGAAAAAUGCUCAAAGAGCUGGUAUUCCUGAUCCAAUUGCAAAGUGAUUUGAUAAUAAUUUAAAUAUCCAAAAUUGGAACUACGUGCAAUAACAUGGUGCUUAACAGUAUUUCAUAAUUUUAAAACUAAUUUUAUUAUUUAG